Molecule: messenger RNA, 5594 nt
Organism: Xyrauchen texanus (razorback sucker)
Lineage: Eukaryota; Metazoa; Chordata; Actinopteri; Cypriniformes; Catostomidae
Product: histone-lysine N-methyltransferase ASH1L-like
Exons: 12
Source: RefSeq, a predicted model, not a curated record
GGGGGCGAGAAGAAGAAGGGGGGACGUGAGUAUCGUACGGUGUUGCACAAUGUUCAUCUUCAUGGGUGCUUCGUUUCGCGCAAUGGACACGCAACAUCCCUCAAUUUAUCGUUUCAGCUCGAUGCGCACACUUGUAAAUUAGCUGCUCCUUUUUUCUUUUUGAAAUACGUCCUCUUUGCGACCUGGCCCCUUCCAUGGUACCAGUACCUUAUUACUCUCUUAGUCAUCUAAGAAGAUAGAAGAGCAUUAAAUCAGCCAGAUAAACAUCACCUCCUCACUUAAGUUGAACAGUUAUUAUUGUGGAACGAAUCAACCUCAUCUGAUAGGAGGUAGACUUUGACACAAGUACUUCUUUGGUUACCGUCCACAUCAACAACUACUAAGUUCAAAUGGAUAAGAAAAAACAAAAGACAGCACUUCCACCAAGACCGGAGAGAGAAGAACAGAUUGAGAGGACAGAAGACAGGAAGAGAACAAGAAAAAUCAAGAUGGCUGAACAAGAAGCUUUCUCAAUUAGCACUAAGGGUGAACCUCAGCAGCAACAGACCAGGCAGGAGGAGUUAACAAAGUCUGACCAGUCAGAGGGAGAUGGAAGAAUUAAGUUAGGGUUUGGAGCUAAACGAACCAAGAAGCCUCCAAAGAGCCUUGAGAACUUCAUAUGCAGGCCCACAGUUAGGGUCUCUCAGAAGCUUACACAUGGAGAUGGCCAUGGUUCAUAUGGAGCUGAAGCGUCCAGUUCUGAGCCCACAGGGGCCAACAAGUCACAUCGAGAGACUCAGAAAAAAGAUGGUUCAAGUUUGUCAACUACAUUGCCCACUUCAUCCAAAAAAGCUGACUCUACACCUGUCAAUAAACCCAAUAAAAAGGCUACACCAAAACAGACAAGGAAGACAGACUCAAAGUCAUUAUUAACAUCAGAUGGACCUUCGUAUGCAGUUCAACCACAGACAGAUAGCAAAGUACCCCUUUCUGACAGGAUAACACCUUCCACCCCACUAAAGCAGACUUACUCGCCUCCAGCUGCUCCUUCUCCACCCUGCUCAUUACAGCAAAACUGCAGUCCACAAGACAGCACCCAAGUUUUAAAUGUUCAAAAGGAAAAGGGUGAAGAUCUCUCUCCUGGGGCAGCAAUGAGUGCCUCCCUCAGUUCAAAGGAUAUGAUGCUGAAAGCUAAGGAGUCUUCUUCAAAUCUUGAAAAUGACAGUGAACGCACAUUGUUUUCAAUAUCUUGCAGUGAGGAUUCACUGCCCCUAAAGCAAACAUACUGCCCUCCAAAGAAGACCUCCAAAAUCAGAGAGAGUAAUGUUGAAAAGGUUUUGAAUGCAAAUGGGAACGAGGAUAGAGACUCUGCAAGUUCCAAAAACAUGUAUGGCACAGAAACCAUUAAAAAGAAUGACGAUAAUGGUUUAGUUCAUCAGCCAAGUUCCUCUAUCAAAACACCAUCACUCCUUCCUGCUUCAGAUAAAAAUGAUGUUUCAUCAACUCCUGAAAACAGCACUUGUACACCAGUGUUACCAGAGAGAAGAAGAAAGAACAAAAAGCGUAAUGAAAGUGGAGCUAUAGAUGAUACAAGAAAAAUUACCAUGGAACCUACCCAAACUAUCACUGUUGCUGCUCAUUCAAAGGAUGGCAGAAGGGUGGGGCAUAUAAUUGGCAAGAAUAAGAAGAGAGCUAGGCACCGCUCAAUCCAGGAAGAAGAACAGUGUUCCUCUCAAACUACCAGCUAUUCAGACUCACAUUUUAACACUGACCUUCCUUCCACUGUCAAAUUAUCUACUGAUGAGCCUUUACAACCCAAGCAAAUCCCCAACUCACAGAAGAAACAAAAAGAUGUUAAAAUGAAGAAGACAGCAGAUCAAGUGGAGAAGAUGGAUCUUGUGAAGAUUGCUAAUGUUAGUUCCACUGCAUGUAAAACAGUUUCUCAAACAUCUAAACUUAAGAAAAUGCCUUCAAUGCAGUCCUCAAAUGCAUUGUCAUCACCGCAGUGCAAUCCAAGAAUAGUUAGAAGACCUCCUAAAUCUAAACAGCUGGAAAACCCAUCGCCCAGAUUGGAAAUCUCAGCCCUUGAGCCCAAGCCGAAGAAAAGGGGUCGCCCAAAAAUGAUCAGCUUGGAUGAAUGUCCUCAGGGAAGCAAAUCUCAUAAGUUUCCUACUAAGAUCCCCAUACUAGUGCAAAGAAAGCGAGGUCGCCCCAAACGUUCCUUCUCUGUCCAGCCACAAAGUUUGGAGUCACAAGACUCAGUAUCUGUGAAGAAGAGUGCAGAAGAUAAUGUCAAACCCUCCUUGUUCAAAGCUAAAUACACUUCAAUGUCCAGCAAAAGAAAUAAAUUGAUAAUGAAGACAAUUAUCAAAAAUAUUAAUAAGAUGAAAGUGAAGAAGAAUCAAGUGCUAACACAAUUUCUUUCAGGCCAAAGACUGCAAAAAAAAGCAAAGUUUGGUCAGAAAGAUAACGACGGAGAUGCAGACUGUUCUGUUUCAGAUGCUACAAACACUUUAUCCACAUUGGUAUCAUCUUUUCGGGGGAAACUUGGUCCACAAAUUAAUGUCAGCAAACGUGGAACUAUCUACAUAGGAAAGAGGAGAGGUCGUAAACCGAAAUCUCUUAGGGAAAAUUCUUGCCAAGCCUCUGAACAAAUGCUGUUUAAAAAUUCUCAGCAUAUGGCAGAAUCUUCAAAUCAGUUGAACUCUUGGUCCACUCCUGGGGAACAAAGCCAUUCAUUUGAUAGCCAGUCUGCUUUGGGCUGCUCCCCCAACUCAUUUAAACAUCUUGAGAAAUCAAAAUCUCAUUCCUCCUUGCAAUCAACACUACUUCCUCCAGCCACAAACCAAUUAAGUUCUGUUGGGAUGCAAGACUGCAGAAAGGCACACCUUUCCCAAUCCGUAUUGAUGGAGCAAAAAGGACUCAAGUACAAGUGCCAUAGAAAAGGUCAUAAUUGCUUUAGCCGUGAUAAGAUUAGGAGACAUAAACACAAUUGUAAGAGAAAGUAUCUUCAACUCAGGGCCAAAAGGCAAGACCCAGCCUUUCUAGCAGAGGUUGAGGACUUGGUGACCAGACUCAGUGAGAUCAGUAUUGGGCAUCAUAUUGCUCAGGAAGGGAAUGAAUUGAAAACUGCUGGAAGAAAGAGUAUGAAAGGGAAAGGUCCCCCUCAUGUUCUUCAGUGUCUGCCUCAAAACCUUCACCAUCCAACCAUGUUUCAGAUCAACUUCAGUGGUUACUACUCGCCUCAGUCUGACUUUUCCCGCGACUCUCUGCAUUAUGUCGGAAUGGGGGAUUUUAAAAGGAACAAUGGAUGCCCCUCAGAGCCAAGUGAACAUAUUGUCACACAUUGUCCGGUGGUGCACAAACUUGGGUUUCCAUUGUCAGGAGGUGGAUGUUACCAUCCACCCUACAAAAUGCCACUCUCAGCCACCUCCUUUGGUUUUGGACUUUACAGAGGAUACCCACCAUCUGCAACUAUUUACCCUUCUUCACCGUUUUUAGCCUCUUAUGUACACCCCUACUCCAAAACUCCCAUUUUAAGUCCAUCAAAGUUCCAUAAAAGGAAGCACAAGUAUUUGAAACGUGACUCUGUGUUUUGCACUGGGAAGCCACAGGGGACGUACCCUAAUGUAACUUCUCAUCCUUCUAGUGACUGGUUCAGAAGAAAUACCUGGCAAAGGGAAGACAACAGAGAGCAGGACAGAGAUAAAAGGCUUGUUGAUGACAGUCUUAGUAGAGGAAGUGAGAGAGAAGGAAUAGAGUGUUUUGUAGGACAAAGUAGACUCAGAAAAGACUAUCUAAACAGAAGGGUUUCGUCCUCCAUUUCCCCGUGCUCUUCCUCAAUGCUCACCAAAAAAGCAGACAAACACAAAACUUCACUCUUAUCGUAUAUAGGACCAGCACACCUGAGACCGAAACAAAAGGUAAGGUGGGCAGAGCAUCAGCAGCCAUGGAGGUGGAGAGGCAGUGUUCAAUCAGAGCAGAGUAACAUCUACCUAAACCAAGAAGCUGAGUCAGGGUACCAAGGGGAGGAGGACACUCAAGAAGGUCCAGAGAGUGAUGAAGACCUACCAUCACCUCCCCUAUUAAACAGAACAGUCAGCCAUCAAACUUUCCUAAAGAAUUCCAACCUUACCAGAAGUGUGUACAGUCAACAGACAGUCCAAAGGGGCUUUGGUGAAGUUCGGUGUGCUUCAAAAGACUUGAUGAGACCUGGAAGAACACUGAUAAAGGAGCCGUGUUCUUCUGGAGACAAAAGAGCAUCAGAGAGUUUCCAGCCUGGCGGUCAACUCUUCAGCGUGCGACAUCAACACGGUAGUCACUCUUUUACUAAAGGACAAGAGAGAGCAGGAAAAGAGACAAGACACAAUUUAAGUCGGACUCUCUUUCAGGACUCUCUUAUCAGCCCCUUUGCCUCUUGUACUGCCCCUAAAAACAGCCUUUCUCAUUCAGACAGUGCUAAACAGACUACACUGACCAAGGGUAAGCCUAAGCAUGUUAGCAAACCUGAAACCAAUGUGAAGAGAAGGGGACCUGGGCGACCAAGGAAAAACUCUGCACCAUGUUUUUCUCCAUUAUUAUCAGCUGCACCAUUACAUCACAGAGUAACAGAGAGUACAGCAAAACGGAGGAAAGGGGAAAGAGAUGACGACACAGUUCUCGAUGUAAUUGAAUCCGUUGCUCAAGGAGAGAAAUGGAAAGGAAAGAAAAGAAAAGAUGGGGGGGAAAGGACAGAUGGAGGGCAGGUAGAUAGGGGUGAAGGUGUACCUGUGAGACAGGAGUCGUCCCAUUCACACUUUGAUCCAUCAUCACCCUAUCAGGAUCCAUUAGUUUCUGUACACAGCCAAUCAGAGAGGAGCUCUACCAUAUUACCUGACAAGAAAUAUGAGUGGGCGGGGCUUUACUCAGAUGUGUAUAAAAGCGUGGACCCUCCUAGUCUGUCCCCAGAAGUAAACACAGAGUGCCUUGAAUAUGAUCCUGAAGAAAAUGAACAUGGCCUCCUUCCUGCACCUAUACACGUAGGAAAGUAUCUGAGGCUGAAACGAAUAGACUUUCAGUUGCCCUAUGACAUAUAUUGGUUCUGCGCACACAAAACGGUUCAUAAAAGAUCACAUGCCCCACUAAAGACAGCCACAUCCAAUGGGCCUGUUGGUGUAAUUUCUCUCACUCAGACUGACGACAGUCCCUGUACACAUCAUAAGGACAGUGUUCCUCAGGACUGCAUUGGUGACAGCCUUAAUAGAAAUUACAGCUGUAGACUGCCUUCAGAGGAGGUUGGAGAGGAAAUUAGUCAAACAAACCUUGAUCAUAAUAUUCCCAAUCAAUCUGACCCUCUGAAACAGCAGGAGAGAGGCAGUGAUGCUGAAAAUAUUCCUUCCCCUCUUUUGAUGAUGCCCUUGUCGUGUGAGGAGAGGAGUUUCAUCUUGGAACAUGGCAUUUUUCUGGUGAGAAACUAUGAGAAAAUGAGAGAGAGACAGGCACUGCUCUUGAAGGAGGGAGUGAGAGAGCAGGAGAAAGAUAACAAGGAAGAUGGAGGGAGCAGCAAAAGUCAGAAAGAAGUUCUUGGAAACACCAUCAACACCAAGUCAGACCAGUGCCAGCCUCAAUUGAGUCCA